CUGUCUUGUUUUAUAGUUGAAAGUCUCAAGAAAGGAAGAAAAUGGUGUUUGUUUGUAUAUUGAUACGAACAAAAACGAAGGUAUUAAAGCCGUGGUAUGGACGUAGCGUACUGGAUGCAAAGAUUUCGUUCACAGAUGUUUUCGUCUCAUUUGCGAGUGGAGUUUUUGAGGAAGGGGACCCCAUUGGCGACCAGUAUGAAACUACGCAGUGUGGAGAAUGCCUCAAGUGGAGAGUGUGCUAUGCAGCACGAGUUCUAAAAUCUGAGCAAAGGCGGCAACUAGAGCGGGAACUGGAAUUGUUGGCCUUCUCUUGUGGCACAUGCUUUCAAGAUGUUUCUACUGAUGGUGAUGAAGAGUCUGUCUUCAAUGUAGUCUACGUCAACGAUAAACUCACCUGUGACUUGCCAAUAGAAGCACCAUACUAUGUUACUUUUGACGACCCUCUGUGCUUUUUUUGUGGAAGUGAACACGAUCUUAUCACUGGGGAUGGGAACUACCCUCUGUGUAAUGAGUGUAGAGAUGCAGGCAAGAAACCUCACAAGAAGAACACUUGGGCCUUUAAUCCUCGACCACAGUAGGUCAUUUUACUGCAUUCCUUCAGCAAGGAAAGAACCAAGUGUUGUAUGAUCUUUUAACACUUAAAGUUUUACUUUUCAAAUCUGGUUCACAAUGUUUGGAAUAUUAAAAAAAGAGCACAGAACACAGAUUGGAACCUCAAGUUCAAUUUAGUUCUAUUUUUUAACGUUAAAUUGAUUUUUGCCUGCAUCUCCACAGUUUUAAGAAAUAGAUUACGUUUUAUCCGAAAGCAUACUUGGUGGUAGUAAGCAUCCAGCAAAAUUAUUUUGUCUAGUUCCCCUGUUGAUAAAAAACACUAACAAAUUAUGUAGAAAACUUUGAAUCUCCAAAAUUGCCUGCAGGCGUUUUUGAGAAAUUUCCAUGGUGUCCGUUGGAAUGCUGCCCUCAAUACAGCCAGAGAUGAGGUUGGUACCCAUUGUCAGCUCGUUGAACGUGGAUGCAUUUGAUGGAAAAACCGUGACAGUUUUUUGCAGUUUACUCAAUAAGUAGGCACUGCAUUUUUCAACUCAAACUUUCACUUAUGAGUUUUAUUUGAUGCAUCUUUCUUGAUAAUCUUGCCUUUUAAUUUGCAAUUACGUUGACAAAAAACAAAUAAAACCACUGUAAACGUGUUCAA
This is a messenger RNA of Asterias rubens (European starfish), 1192 nucleotides long. RefSeq lists its product as uncharacterized. The transcript has 2 exons. The record is from RefSeq and is a predicted model, not a curated record. The coding region runs from base 42 to 578 and encodes 178 amino acids. NCBI's taxonomy places the organism in Eukaryota, Metazoa, Echinodermata, Asteroidea, Forcipulatida, Asteriidae.